Molecule: messenger RNA, 2330 nt
Organism: Peromyscus maniculatus bairdii (prairie deer mouse)
Lineage: Eukaryota; Metazoa; Chordata; Mammalia; Rodentia; Cricetidae
Gene: Oit3
Product: oncoprotein induced transcript 3
Molecular function (GO): calcium ion binding
Source: RefSeq, a predicted model, not a curated record
AAAUCUAUCAGUACAAUAGCACUGUUGACGGUGAAAAGCAGGCCUCUAUCUGGAGUCAAGGCCAGAGCAGCAGACUCCUUGUCCCGCUCACCGGCCUCUGCUGCCCCGUAAGGUCCCAGCCAACGCUGAUGCGGAUUUUCUUCCUAAGAGCCCAGGGGGAUGUUUUUCCCUAAGUGCUUGAAAAAAAGAACAAAGAAAAAGUAUCGUUAAGAGGAUUUUCCAUUCUGUUCCUGGCAGCUGGCUCAGAAAGAUGCCCCUGUUCCUGCUGCUCACCUGCCUCCUCACCACCAUCGCCCGGGUGUCGCCCAUAGCCCUAGAUCCUUGUUCCGCUUACGUCAGCCUGAAUGAGCCCUGGAGGAACACUGACCACCGGUUCGACGAGUCUGAAAGCCAACCCCUUUGCGACAACCAUAUGGAUGGAGAGUGGUAUCGCUUCACGGGUAUGGCCGGAGAUGCCAUGCCCACCUUCUGCAUACCAGAAAAUCACUGCGGGACCCACGCACCUGUCUGGCUCAAUGGCAGCCACCCGCUGGAAAGUGAUGGCAUCGUGCAACGCCAGGCCUGUGCCAGCUUCAAAGGGAACUGCUGUCUGUGGAACACCACGGUGGAGGUCAAGGCCUGCCCUGGAGGCUACUACGUGUAUCGGCUGGCCAAGCCCAGCGUCUGCUUCCACGUCUACUGCGGCCAUUUUUAUGACAUCUGUGACGAGGACUGCCACGGCAGCUGCUUGGACACCACCGAGUGCGCAUGCGCUCCGGGAACCUCGCUGGGCCCAGAUGGACAGACAUGCUUUGAUGAAGACGAAUGUGAGCAGAACAAUGGUGGCUGUAGCGAGAUCUGCGUCAACCUCAAAAACUCACACCGCUGUGCGUGUGGGGUGGGCCGCGUGCUGAGGAGCGAUGGGAAAACUUGUGAAGACAUUGAAGGAUGCCACAAUAACAAUGGCGGCUGCAGCCAUUCUUGCGUUGGUUCUGAGAGGGGCUACCAGUGCGAGUGUCCCAGGGGCUUGGUGCUGUCUGAAGAUAACCACACCUGCCAAGUCCCCGUGUUGUGCAAGUCCAACGCCAUUGAAGUGAGUGUCCCCAGGGAGCUGGUUGGUGGCCUGGAGCUCUUCCUGACCAACAACUCCUGCCGAGGAGUGUCCAAUGGCACCCACGUCAACAUCGUCUUCUCCCUCAAGACCUGCGGCACAGUGGUUGAUGUGGUGAAUGACAAAAUCGUGGCCAGCAACCUCGUGACAGGUCUGCCCAAGCAGACCCCUGGGAGCAGCGGGGACAUCAUCAUUCGGACCAGCGAACUGCUGAUCCCUGUGACCUGUGAGUUUCCACGACUGUACACUAUCUCUGAAGGAUACGUGCCCAACCUGCGCAAUGCGCCUCUGGAAAUCAGGAGCCGAAACCACGGCAUCUUCCCCUUCACGCUGGAGAUAUUCAAGGACCACGAGUUCGAGGAGCCGUACAGGGAGACUCUGCCCACACUCAAGCUUCGCGACUCACUCUACUUCGGCAUUGAGCCCCUGGUGCACGUGAGCGGCCUGGAGAGCCUGGUGGAGAGCUGCUUCGCCACGCCCACUGCCAAGAUGGAUGAGAUACUCAAGUACUACCUGAUCCAGGAUGGCUGUGUCUCCGAUGACUCAGUGAAGCAGUACUCAUCCCGGGAUCACCUAGCAAAGCACUUCCAGGUCCCUGUCUUCAAGUUUGUGGGCAAAGAUCACAAGGAGGUAUUUCUUCACUGCCGUGUCCUUGUUUGUGGGGUUCUGGAUGAACGCUCCCGCUGUGCCCAGGGAUGCCACCGGCGAGUGCGUCGUGAGGCGGGGGAAGACGAGGACUCUGCUGGGCUGCGGAGCCAGACACUGACGGGCGGCCCCAUCACCAUUGACUGGGAGGACUAGUCCCUCCCUCCUCUCUGGAAUGUCUUCCUAGGUCCUCUGAGCACAGCAGAGAACCUCCCAGAACACCUGGCUUCUUUAAACCAUAGACUGUGAGUCUAGACAGUCCCUCCUACCACGUGAAAGGAUUGAUUAGCUGGUUUUGUCCCUGGCUUUUGUCACUACUGACCCGUGACCUAGGUGGUCUUCAGUUUCUGGGUUUGAAGAACUAUGUUGUCCCCAUGGAAGGACAGCUUCCUCAUGUUCUCUAUUUCUUUCUUACAAUAAAAUACCUCAUUUAUGGUAAAAUGAGGUGCUGGGAAUAGAAUUCUAAUUUAAAAACCUAAAAAGAUAUAUUACUAAAACUAUAACUCAUGAUCUCCUAAAUAUAUAAUAAUUAUGUCCUGAAAUUCCAACCCCAAUACGGAAUAUUUAUAGGAGAGUUGAAAGUUUAUCAAUAAAA